CAACUGUCUACAACAUUAUGGUUGAGUUCUAAGCCACUGUUCAAUUCCAUCGUGUUUUUUUUACAUUCAGUAAAAAACCUGAUCACAGAUCAGUGAUCACCGAUUAGUGGCUUUGAACGGGUUUUCAUGAUCAUGACAGCUGAUGUCUCUUCUGCUUUUAUAUUUCUAAACAAAACUAGAACCCUAACCUAUUUCAUUUGUAAAAUCAAUUAAAAUGGAAAACCAUCAAGUGAUUGGAGUUGUUUUAAAUGCUUUGGAAGAUAAUAAUGUUAAUAAUAUUUUAAAUGUUAUUCCCGCAGUAUUGGACCUGGCUAUGCCUUUGCAACAGCCGAAUCUGUUUCAUAAUAUUAGAAGGAACAGACCUAGAAACGACAAUUAUUUUGAAGAAACUAUUCCUUUAUACAAUUUUGACAAUUUUAAAAGUCAUUUUCGUAUGUCUCCGCAAACAAUGGAGGUAUUUCAAGUAAGAUCUCAUGGAUUUCCUGGAAUAAUUGGUGUCAUGGAUUCAACACACAUCAAAAUUAAACAGCCAGUAGAUAAUGCACAUGAUUAUUACAAUAGAAACAAAUAUCAUUCAGUUAAUUUGUUAGCUGUUUGUGAUCAAAAUUGUAAAUUUAUCAAUGUAGCCACUGGCUUCCCUGGAAGACUACAUGAUGCAAGGGUAUUUAGAGUUAGUGAUCUAGGGCAAGCUCUUGCCAACGAUCAUCACCAGCUGGUGUUCUCAGAUGAACGCCACCUACUUGCCAAUUGUGCCUACCCUUUGUUGCCGUACAUUAUGACACCAUUUCAAGACAAUGGACACUUAGAUGACAUACAACAUAAUUACAACAGAAAAUUAUCAUCUGUUCGGUCAACAAUAGAACGCGCUUUUGGACGAUUGAAAGGUAAAUUCAGGAGAUUGAAUUUAUUAGAAUUGACUACUCCACGCUUGAUUACCACUACCAUCAUUGCAGCCUGUAUCCUUCACAACAUUGUUAUAGAAAAUGAUGGAUUAAGUGAUGACGAGUAUGAAAACGAUGAAGAUGAACAACCCAAUGUCCUUGAACAUCAACAUGAUCAUAUCCAGGCCAAUUUAAAAAGAAAUGCUAUUGCUCAGGCAUUACCUUAAGCAUAUGAAGGAAGAGUUAAUUGUGAAGGAAGAGUUUUGUUUGGAUUUGUGUUUGGAAAUUUUUGUUUAAAAAGAUAGAAUAUUAUGUAAGGAAAUAAUAAUAAAUACCGUACAUUUUCUCAGUGUUGAAUUUCAUUAAAUUGUAUACUGUAAUAAUGAAAGGCACCUCUAUUGUAAUGGAGCCUUCACCAUAAUUUAAAAAAUAUAUAAUUAGCUAUUAUUAAAAACUAUCUUAUAUUAUUUGAAGUGCACUUUCAUUCAAUGACAGUAUUAAUACUUACUUGGAAUAAUACUGCUAUUAAACAAGUUUGGCCACUAAAUAAUAUAGCUUAAUGUUUUCUAAAAUUUGGAAAAGUGGAUGAUCCACCAGUUCCCAGAUGGGAAUAUUGUAAGAUUGUGAGUUGCAAAGCAUUUGAUGGUAAAGCAAAAAUUAGCUUUAAAUUUUCAAUAAAACAAUGGAAAUUUAUUGAAAAAAUGAAGAAAAACAUUUUAAUUAAGACGAAACUUUUAUUUGAAUCGAAACUUGAUAUUAUUAUGCAUGUAUAAUGAUGUUUUAAAGUUGAUAAGAAGGUGUCAUAAGAUGUAUCUGGAUUAUUAUCUAGAGUCUGAGCCCAUGCUCGCUUAGAAGAUCGCAGUAGUCAUUCAAUUGAUGAUGUGGCCGAAUUUAUCAUAAUAUUCACUGUAAACAAUCCGGUUACCUAUUCAAUUACUUGUUUCAAAAUUACAUCAUUAGACAGAAAUUCCAAUUAAUAUUUCUCAAACUAAGACUUUAUCACAAUGAUUCAUAAUUAAUAUUUGAACAAGAAUUUGCUAACUCACUCUACAAUUUAGGGCCUUGGUGAAUUUAUCUGGUCAAACUAUUCGAGCUAUUUUCCAUACUUCAUGCUUUUUAAAAGUUACAAUUAUAAAGUUUAAUCUUCUCUAAUACCAAGUGGGACAAUUAAAUGCGAUUUUUCACAUGUUUUAUAAUUUUUUCACGAAGACAAGUCUGUCAACCAGGAUAGCUUUUAGAGAAAGUCUUUACUGUCGAAUGGGGGAAAAAUAUUUGCAUAAUUUUGAAACCGGAAUUGAGAUGAAAUAAUUAUUUUAGAAAUUGUUAUU
Nilaparvata lugens (brown planthopper) is the source of this 2209-nucleotide messenger RNA. RefSeq names its product putative nuclease HARBI1. Lineage: Eukaryota; Metazoa; Arthropoda; Insecta; Hemiptera; Delphacidae. The transcript has 2 exons. Bases 215 to 1108 code for a protein of 297 amino acids. The record is from RefSeq and is a predicted model, not a curated record.